Mytilinidion resinicola is the source of this 996-nucleotide messenger RNA. RefSeq lists its product as uncharacterized. The transcript has 2 exons. The record is from RefSeq and is a predicted model, not a curated record. Lineage: Eukaryota; Fungi; Ascomycota; Dothideomycetes; Mytilinidiales; Mytilinidiaceae. Bases 1 to 996 code for a protein of 331 amino acids.
AUGACCACGCUGCUGGCUGCCAACAAGGACGCCCCCAUCUAUCCGGCCUUCUACUUCCGCGCUUCGCCGACAUACAAUGACUGGGCUAAGCUGACCGUCCGCGAUGUGCAUGGGCUGAGGACUGUGCCGGAGUUCGAGGCCCAAAGCGUCUACUUCCACCUCAACCAUCCCAUCCGCUACGUCCGUCUCAUAGCCACAGUCGUCGGCAUCGAACAAAUAAGCAAAUACGUAAUCCUCAACCUCGACGACCACAGCGGCUCGACUAUCGAAGCGAAGAUAACCCGCGUGGAGCCUAGGGACAUUGUCUCGCGCGAUGCCCAGGAGCACCCCGAAAAAUAUACCCUCCAGAAACCAAAGUCGAGAAGACCAGCAUAUGCAAAUGCUGAGAGUUCAAGAUUGGAAACCUCGGCAUUGGAGAGUCCAUAUUUCGGCGACUCAUUUUGGGAAAAUGCAAUCGGGGUCAAUAAAUCCAGCAAGUCAAGGCCACCGACAAUUCCAGAGGCAAUUCAGGCAAUGACAGCAGCUGGGGUGCGUGAAACCACCAUCGGAAACGUAGAAGUCAUAUCCACUCUUGGUACCUUCGAUGUCCUUGUCGAUGGAACUACGAUUGACGUCGGCUCCGUCGUAAAAGCGAAGUGUACGAUCGGGAGGUUCAGGAACGAGAUGCAGGUGGAAAUCAAGCGAAUCUGGGUUAUCAAAGAUACGAACGAGGAAGUGCAGGCAUGGACCGAUACGUCGAAAUACCGGCAGACUGUGCUCAGCAAACCGUGGCGGUUGAGUUCGAGGGCGCGAAGGAAGGUCGAUGAGCAGGUUAAACAAGAACAAAAGCGACAGGCGGAGUAUACCCGGAAGAAAGCAGAGUAUGAUCGGAAGAAGAAGAGGGAGGCAGAGGAGAAAGAGAGGAAAUGGGCGACAGAGGUCAGGCGAUGGGAGGAGCGAGAGGAGCUGAAGAGAAGGGAAAAAGAGAAGGUGUUCAAUGAAGGGGCGUUGAUAUGA